This is a messenger RNA of Oryza sativa Japonica Group (Japanese rice), 3663 nucleotides long. The record is from RefSeq and is a predicted model, not a curated record. Lineage: Eukaryota; Viridiplantae; Streptophyta; Magnoliopsida; Poales; Poaceae.
AGCCAUUCUAUUCCCCUUUACCGGUCAGGUCCCGGCCGCCGUCUCCUCCCGUCGCAAACCCCAAACAGAAAUGGCGCCGCCGCCGCCGCCGCAUCGCUUCCUUUGUCUCGUGUAUAGCUCAGCAUCUUCCAGGUCCGAGGCUUGCCUGCUCCUGGAGCUGCCGAGGAGGGGCAGGGCACCUCGACCUGGUUGGCUGGCUCGCUCGAUCCAAGCAAGAAGAAUCGCAAGGGUAAGAUGGGUAGUUCACCGUGAGAAAAUAUUUUCUUCAGUCUCCUGAUAGUGAUGGCAAUGUUUAUGAGUUUAUGUGUUGGUCAUUCCUUUUUAUAGGAACAGCAAGACGACUAUUUCCCAUAACCCCACCGCUCGGCCUGGCUCGAGCAAAAAUCCACCUUGACUUUGAGUUUCAGAUGUGUAGUUGACUCGGUUCCCUGGAUGAAUCGCCAUGUUGUUGCGAUCUCUUGUCGGCGAUUGCUGCAAUCUUCGGAAUUUCUUGCAACUAUAAACAGAUUCCCAAUAUGACGUCGGAAUGGUGCUGUCUAUGUCUACUCUUUUCCGCAGCAAUACCUAUUUAGAAAGCAGUGAGUCUAUAGCAAGAGCAGUAAUUAAGCAGUUCUAUUCAUUUAGGAAAUGGACAAUCAAUCAGGACAACCGCAGUACGGCAUGGCUGAUCAUGGAUUUCGCCCCUUCUCAGCCUCAAUCUCGGCACCAUCUACUGCACAGCAGCACACGGGUUCUUCGUCGAACACUGCAGUAAUUCAGGUGGCAACCCCGCCAUCCCACACAGAUUAUGGUAACAUAUACCUAGCUGAUGAUGGCUACCAUUGGAGGAUGUGUGGGCAGAACACAAUUCAGGGUGAGCCAUGCCAGACGAUAUUCUACUAUCAGUGUGCCCAAGCAAACUGCAUGGUCCAGAAAUCGGUCGCACGCUCUGCAGACGGACAGACCACUCAAACAUUUUCUAUGGGCGUUCAUAACCACCCACAGAGGUCAGUAAGGUGGCUCAGAGAUGGUUCAGAAAGACUGGAGCCAAUGUCUCAAGUUGGUGUGCUAGUUGGGGCAUCAGAUGCUGCAGGGGCUACUGUUGGACCUUCAGUGCCUGAGACAGGCCUGCGCAGCGGAGGCGCGUUGUCUCGCCGCUCAGUCCGCCGACCCCGCGUGGCUUCAGGGGGCCAACGCCGCCAAGAAGUCCCUCCGUCGACCCACCCGUGCCGUUCUCUUCGCCGUCAUGCUCACCCCCUCGGUCGCCGGUUGAAUGCGCGGAGCGUGGCUGCGCCUCUCUGUCGCCGGCGCGCGCAAACCCCCCUUCGGAGUUCGAGCAUGUUCCACCUGGCGACCCGGAGCUCCGGGUAAACAGGGAGAUCUGUGUGCUGCCGUUCUCGGCCGCGAUGAGGGAGCGGGAGGCGCAGCUCCGGCGGGCGGUGGUGGCGGUGGUGGUUGGGGCGGCUCGUACGCCGUCCGCGGCCCAGGUGCACGACGAGCUAUGCUCGGAGUUCUCUCUGUCUCCUCACAGCUUCUCGGUACGCCGUUUCUUCCCGGAGGAUUUCCUCGUCACCUUCCAGUCCGACGAAAUCUUCGACCGUGUUGCGCGCCGCCGCUCCAUCCCUCUCGGUCAGUUCCGUCUCUUGGUCGCGCCUUGGUCGAGGCAGCUGCAUGCGAGGGAGGGGUCGAUGCUUUUCCGGGUGCGGCUGCACCUGGAAGGGAUCCCCGGUCACGCCUGGGAUGAGGCGACGGCGGCUGCGGUGCUCGGUUCUUCCUGCCGUAUCAUCUCCUGUGAUCCGGUCAGUUCCUCAGCCAGUGACAUGGCGGUCUUCAAGCUCUACGCUUGGACCUCCGACCCUGCCUCCAUCCCGAAGGAGAAAUGGCUGCGCAUUGUCGAGGAUGGUGGCCCGGUUGUCACGCCGCAGGGCACCUGUGAGCGCUACCUCGACUACGUCGUUCUCAUCCACCUCACCGCCAUGGAGGAUCACAUCUCGCCGCCGGAGCCGUACCUCCCUUUCGCGCCGUCCAGCGGUGAUUCUGGUCGCCCUAGCUCGGACGACUCGGACGACGGCCCUCCUCGACGGCACUUCUUCCACACCUCCAGAGGUCGACGAGAUGGUUCCCCCCCUCCGCCGCAGUCCGGUCAGGGCUCGACAGGCGGCGGUGGAGGCGGUGGGCACAGGGCCGCUCCGGUGGCGGUGAUGCCGGCGGAGCUCUGUUCCGGCCGCCUUCUUCGGCGGGCUGGGGCGCUGGCGCCGGAGAAGCCUGUCCGGGCUGUGGCCGGCGCGGAGGCGGCCAUGGCGCGGCGGAGGAGGCCUCGUGGUCGGCGACGUCAGCAAAAGGUGCUAAAGUGGAAAAGCAAGUUCUUAAAGCUUAGCCCUGUUCGCAGCUGUUGCAGGUGGCAGCCACGAAAAGGACAAGACACUUCUGAGCCGGUCUCGGUCGCAAAGGCAAAGGAGAGUUCUGCUCUGCAAUCUCUGUCUCUUGGCUCUGUGGUGGGGCAGGAGGACAGGGAGUUUGUCUUGCCUGUGAGCGCGGCGUCUGAGGCUGAUUCGGCAGUCUCUUCGAGGAGAGACAUGGUCUGUCAGUCCCCACUACCCCCUGACGCCUCGUGGGAGUGCUGUUGGCGUACAGACUGGCGUACGGACUGCCCAGUUCCGGAGGCGCACGAUCCGAUGCUCGAGGAAGCUUCUCGACGACCCAGGUUGGGCUGGCCGCCUCUCCAGUUGGGUUGGAGGCCCAACAAGGCGGUUUGGUGCUAUCGACUGUCGCUGGGCCGGCUGUUGAGUCAGCUGGGUCUCGGCCUGAGGUGCAGUCACAGCCCAGCCCGCUAGCAAUGGAGGAGGCCCACCAUGACGCUUCUACCUUCCUUCAAGGGUCUGUUUCAGCCCAUGCAGACCCGUUCCUCUCGGUCGUUCUGGCAGCAAAGCCAAGCAUGGCAAUGGCAGCGCCGGGUGAGUCAGCGCUUCCGCCGCCUGACUCCGUGCCAGACGCGACACUUGGAGUGGAGGCUGUCUCUGCUCCUUUGGUGUGCCCAGAACAGCAUUUGGCGGCGUCCUCGACGCCGUUAUCACAAGUUUUCUCUCCGGUCUCGGCUUUGCCGACUGCCUCCGCGGUGGUCGUGGUAGCUGAGAUCGGGGGGCCGUUUCCCGAUGAGGUCGUUCCGGUAGAUGAGAUGGCCGCAUCUCCGCCUGCUCCAUCUACUGCCGUGUUCGCAGCGGCUGUGGAGGAGGCUUCAGCUCCGCCGCCGACGCUUAUCACCUUCUCCAGGAGAGCCAAGAAAGCAAUCCCCCCGGCACUGCUUCCCCCACCAGCCCCUCAGCAGCCGCCGCAACCAGCGCCGCUGCAGACGCCGCGUCGCAGUGUGCGUCAAGCGCUUCAAGCGACACAUGGCGCCCCAACUUUCUCCCGCUGCCAGUCAGUGUUAGCUAAGAAGAUGGGGGAGAAGGAUACUGCUGUCCCAGCUGCGCCUGCACCGACUGUGUGUACUAUCCAGCAGUACAACGAGCUGUUCGAGAAGGAGCUGUCUCAGGAUCAGAUGUUGGCGCUGGCCGACCUCUUUGGCAUUUGUCUACCGCCUCCUGCCAGCGCGGUGGUCAUCUCGCCAUUGAAGGCGGCCUGAGCCACAGUCUCGCUGUUUUUUGGUCGCCCCCUUUUCUUUUUUAUGUCGAACUGCAAUUUUAA